UCAGGCUCUCUCUCCCUCUUAUCAGAAACAGAGUAGAUAAAAGAAAAUGGCAGUGUCUACAACCACCGCUCUAUCCAUCGGCGGCAACGUCUUCUCCGGCCAGCUACGGCGGAGGGAGCUUAACGAAUCCAAGCUCUUUCAAAAACCCAGAAGUCAUUUUCGGUGGUCAUGCCUUAAUGACCUCCAUUUGCUCCGCUUCAGAACCAAAACCUCGAACUUCAACCCAAGGGGAAGCUCGCUGCCUUCACUUUACGCCUACGGAAAAGAAGCUGACGAUGCCUAUCUCUCGAAUGUAAAUGAGGACACUGAUGAGAUGUUUGAUGAUUUGAUGAAAAAGUAUGGAGAAGUAGUAUUUAGAAAGAGUGACCGGAAGUCUCCGAGCGCUGAGCUUGAUGAUGAUGCCGAAAGCUUGUCUUUUGCUGUAGAAAUGGCCAAGGUUGCAAGUGAUGUGAAGGCUGGAGAUAUAAGGGUCCUCUUUGUGAAGCCUCUUGUGUAUUGGACUCGGUUUUUCAUCAUUGCCACAGCAUUUUCUCGUCCUCAGAUUGAUGCUAUUGGAUCCAGAAUAAGAGAUUUGGCUGAGAAGAAGUAUGGAAAAAUUCCCUCGGGAGAUACAAAACCAAACUCGUGGACACUUUUAGACUUCGGUGAUGUUGUUGUUCACAUAUUUCUUCCUCAACAAAGAGCAUUUUACAAUCUGGAAGAGUUUUAUGGGAACGCGACGCUCAUUGAGCUUCCUUCCGAAAACCAACCACCAUUUCACGCUCGAGAGUAACUGAUUCCGACGGAACCAAAAGCACCGACAUAUAGAACCCCGUUGUGAAAGUGCUUAUCUUUACCGGGGUACACUUAGCAUUACAUCCUCAUCACCUCAAAACCUUGAAGGGAGGCUUGAUCUGGGCUCACAGGGGGGGGGGGGGGGCACAGUUCCGUUUCCGGCAGCUAUCUUUUGCCGAUCAUACGGAAAAGUUGGAAUUAUCAUAUGUUUUGGUUGAUUCUAUUCUUCUUGGAUGAUGCUUUUAAGUAUUUAUGGCAUGUACCUCGAACAGAUGCAAGCUCUUACGCAAUGAGGCUUGUUGAGAUCUAAUCAAUGUGAAUGUAGGUUGGACUUAUAGGUUAAA
Molecule: messenger RNA, 1118 nt
Organism: Hibiscus syriacus
Lineage: Eukaryota; Viridiplantae; Streptophyta; Magnoliopsida; Malvales; Malvaceae
Product: protein Iojap, chloroplastic-like
Exons: 5
Coding region: 47-772 (241 amino acids)
Biological process (GO): negative regulation of ribosome biogenesis; negative regulation of translation
Molecular function (GO): ribosomal large subunit binding
Source: RefSeq, a predicted model, not a curated record